This is a messenger RNA of Schistocerca piceifrons (Central American locust), 3588 nucleotides long. RefSeq names its product N-alpha-acetyltransferase 25, NatB auxiliary subunit (gene psidin). The transcript has 17 exons. Gene Ontology annotation, biological process: N-terminal peptidyl-methionine acetylation. Lineage: Eukaryota; Metazoa; Arthropoda; Insecta; Orthoptera; Acrididae. Gene Ontology annotation, cellular component: NatB complex; cytoplasm. The coding region runs from base 1 to 3006 and encodes 1001 amino acids. Gene Ontology annotation, molecular function: protein binding; protein-N-terminal amino-acid acetyltransferase activity. The record is from RefSeq and is a predicted model, not a curated record.
AUGGCUGCUAAAACCCAUGUGGAUAGUAGUGUUGGUGAACGAAGACUUCGUCCAAUAUAUGAUUGGCUGGACAUUGGCAAUAGUAAGAAGGCACUGCAGGAAGCAGACAAAGUUCUGAAGAAGCAGCCAAAUUUUCAAUGUGCAAAGGUACUGAAAGCACUUGCCCUUCUGCGUAUGGGCAAAAAAGAAGAAUGCAUCGAGCUUCUGGAGGCUGUUCGGGCAGAAGUUCCAUGCGACGACUCUACUCUACAGGCUAUGACAAUAUGUUACCGAGAAAUCCACAGGCCGGAGAGAAUAUGCGAAAUUUACGAAGCAGCUACAAAGAAAGACCCUACCAACGAAGAGCUGCUUACACAUCUCUUCAUGGCAUAUGUACGUGUUGCCGAUUACAAAAGACAACAUCAAACUGCCCUUAUGCUUUACAAAUUGAAACCGAAGAACCCAUAUUACUUUUGGGCUGUUAUGAGUGUGGUGAUGCAGGCAUACAAGGCAGAUGACAAACUAUCAAAGAGCAUUGUUUUACCAUUAGCUGAGAGAAUGGUUGAAAAAUUUGUGAAUGAAGAUAAAAUUGAGGCAGAACAAGAAGUUCAGUUGUAUCUUAUGAUUCUGGAAAUGCAGGGAAAAUACAGUGAAGCACUUGAUGUUGUGACUGGCCCACUAGGUGAAAAACUGGUAUCAUAUGUACAUGUCCCGUACAAGAAAGCUACUCUCCUCAUGAAGUUGAAGCGUUGGCGACAGGCCAAUCUCCUUUUCAAGCUAAUGCUGAAGGAAGACAUGGACAGGUGGUCAUACAUUACUGAGUACUUAUCAUCAGCAUUGAAACUAAUUGAUUCGGGCCAAGCAGACCCCAGUGAAGGGAUACCGGGUGCAGAUUCCACGCCAGAAGCAGUUCGGGACUUCCUUGCACGUCUGGUUCGAGACAACGAAACAAAACUACCACGUCGGCUACGGGGCCCUUACCUUGCACGUUUGGAAAUGUAUCGACUUAUGGCAGAGCGAGGUGAUCAUCCUGAGGCCCUAUUAGGUGACAUUGUGGACUUGAUGAUGGCGUACUUCAGAAAUUUCAGCGAUAAACCUUGUUGUGUGUCUGACUUAAAGAGGUUUGUUUCCCUUCUGCCCGAGGAUCGCCACCAGGAAUUUGUAUCUCAAGUGGAACAGACUGUUGGACUGCAGGGUAGAGAAAUGCCAGCAACGGUACGGCAAAUGCAACAACAUAUAAGUAGCAUACAGUUGGUGCGUACUAUGGGCCUACAUUCACAACUGACUGAUGGUGAAAGACUAGAAUUGGUAACACACUUACUCAGGUGUUACGAGCAUGGAAAGUGUUUCAACGCCGGCAGCCUGCAGACUGAAUUUGGGAGUAAUGAUUCAUACGCACUGUUGGCUGCACAUGUGCUGUAUGAAGCGUGGACUGUGACAAAUGACAGCUCUCAUCUCAGGGAAGCAUUAGACUUAUUGGAGUGUGUCCUUGCCUCAAGCCCAUCAAACUUUCAUGUCAAACUGUUGCUAGUCAAGCUUUAUAAUAUGUUAGGUGCAGGAGCAGCUGCACAGCAAAUAUAUGAUCUAUUGGAUAUCAAGCAUAUGCAGUUGGAUUCCCUGGGUUAUCUACACUGUUGCCACCUCUACACUGCUGGUCAGUUAACAGCUGCCAGCACCUUGUAUGAAAAUACACUGAAAUUUUUCAGCGGUAAUUACAAAGAUAGUGUGGACCACCUGACCUUCUCUUACAAGUUUGGCUCAUUCUUAAAGAUUGAGGAGUUUGUUGAGUUUAGGGAACGACUGAACAAUUCAAUUCACUAUGCAAUUAUCUCAGUGGAACAAAAGCUACUUGAGCUUAUGAGUUGUAGAUCGCAUGCUCAGACAUCAGUUUUUGUAACAGCAAUGGAGAUAAAUCCAGCAAAAGACAAAAUAGAUUGGAACAGUUUACAAGAUAAUCGUGACUUGACUGUGAUGCUGUCAUGGGAGCCUGUUUCAAGGCAGAUGUCUCCAGAAAUUGUGCAGCAGACGUUUGCUGAUGAAAAGGCUUUCUUAAAAUUUCGUAGUCUGAUUUUGCGGUGCCUGGGUGCUGCAUUUUCAACAGUUCCUCAGUCUGCUGAUGUUUGCUGCCAAGGUCAUCAUGGAAAUUCUCACCAUAAAAGCAACAGUCAAAAAGCUCAUAUGAACAACAAUAACAACAUUGGUGGUAGCAACAGCAACAACAAUGCUGACAUCAUGAAUGGAGAACUGGACUGUGAUUCAAGGACCCUGUUAUCUUCUCUCACAGAUGAGCUAAUGGAGCUACAAGCAGAACUGGAACACAGGAGUUCAGUGAAAACACUUAUGGAUGUGGUCAGUGCGCCUUUGCCAUCACGAUUACAUGGCUACCUGAGCUGCCCAUUGUACAUACAACUCUUGGUGGAGAUGUUGCGGUUAGUAUCUUCGGUAUCUCGUGGAGAUGAUGCAAGUGGUCAAGCCACAAUGUUUCUUUGUGGUAAAGCUGCUGGAUUAGCAGAAGCUGCUGCCAUGCGAGUUUCCUCAAGAAUACGUUCUGAAGAAUCCCUUUCAGCAAUGGAGCAACUUGGCAACCGUCACAGUUUGUUGGAGACUGCAGUCAUAACUAUUGAGUCUAUUAGCCUGGCAGUCCUACUUUGUGGUGUUUGUCAUAGUCACCUAAAACCAUUAGUUACACCUGUUCCAAAGAAAGGAAAGAAGAAAAAAGAUGCAACAGUAAAUCAACAGGCGCAAGCACCACCAGUGCCAACGAGGCAGCUGAUAGCAUUCGGUCAACUGGUGCGACUUCUGGGUGAGGCAACUGAUGAGUUAUCAGGUGCUCUGGAAUAUUGGCGUACACAGCAGCUGGCACCAGAAUUGGAUGCUGUGGUGACAAUCUCAGAAGAAACUAAACAACAUAAGAAUGUUGUCAAUACUCGCAUUUCUGAUAGUCAUCGUGGUUCUCUUUCAGAGCUUUUGCAUGUACUUGACAUUAAGAGGAAAUAUCUUGCCUCCUUCGGUAUUGGCACCGUCUGACUCAAGUCACAUUCCGCGUGAGAUCUAUUUGCGCGGAUGUCAGAUGCCUGUAAUGCCUAAAUCUGUAGGGUGGUAGAUCUCUCCGGACAUGACAUCGAGAGUGGUGGAAGCUGACACAGUUUCCAAGAUUAAGAAUUAGACAUGUAUGACGUUGUCUGGGUGUACAUUGCCCUGUGAGUAUCUGGUUACAGUAUCCAUUUCUGUUCAUAUUCACAUGCUGCAUUAUUGUAAUGUGAUCUCAUUCAAAGAAUUUUGAUUUUAACAUGUGGCAUGCCAGACAUUUUACGAGUGAUUAGAUUUAAUCUCUGCAAAAUGUGAAAAAUAAUGGAAAUGCCAAGCUGUGUUUUACAAAUGAAUCAGAUUUGAACACAUUUCCUUCUGAAUGUAUAGGUACCAAGAGGACACACAUUGUUUGUCACAGAAUCAGAUUAGAUGUGAUAAAUGGUCCAUAAUAAUGGUGAAAUAUGGGAUAAAACUAUGAGAAUCAGUACAUAUAUAAUUCUGUCUACAGAUGGUGCAAAAAAACUAAUUGGCAAAUUGUGUUUGUGUUUAACACAAAAUGAAAGCUUGUUCAUGCUCAGA